UUUCCCGCCAGAAAUUGUAAACUUUUGUAUUUUGUAUGUCAGAUUUCAAAAUAAAAAUUAGCUCUAGAGCUGAAAUAGGAAAAUAGAAUCAGAAAAUGGACCUUAAUAUUAGAAGAAAAUCUACAAAAGUAAGUGUUGUAGGUAGUAAUUAUGAAAUAUAUCCACACGAUUUGCAGUUAUACAAAAUCCCACCUACUUCAGAAAUAUCUUUGCAUGAAUUUGAAACACUUGCUCUAGAAAGACUUACACUGCUAAGAAGUUUAGCAACGGCAACAACGCUCAAAGGAUAUAAACCUUUUUCUGAAGAAUGGAAGGAUCACAUUUCGGGUGAUUUAAAAAAUCAUGGUUUAAAGUAUUAUGCCAAUCUAUGCCAAAGGUCUGGAACAGGUAAUACGCCUGCCGAAAUCGAAGCAAGAAGAAAAGACCACAUUGCUCACUUCAUUCUCAGACUUGCCUAUUGCCGGACAGAAGAACUUCGUCGUUGGUUUAUAUCAAGGGAGUUGGAACUAUUUAGACUAAGGUUUAUGAAUAUGAAGAAUGAAGCUGCAGAUGUAUUCUUUAAAUUAAAUAAGCUGUCCUAUACUAAUAUAAGCGAAGAGGAAAAGGAUGCUAUAAUAACACAUUUAAGAGAAUCAACAUUUAUUCAACUGAAUCAAAACAUAGAAAACUUUAAAUUUUUCAAAGUCAAAUUCUAUGAAGUUCUUGACUUAGUCAAAGCAAGAAAAGUUUACUUGCAAGGUGGUUUUGCUUUUAUUCCUCACAGAGAUUUUGUUUCAGUAUUGUCUGCCCAAUUUAGAACUCAUUUAAAACAAAGCUUGGCAAUAGCCUGCCAACAUUUGGGUGAGAUUGAGCAGGAUGAACGGCUAGUGAGUUUGCUCAAAGGUUUACAUCAGUCAUACACUGGAGUUGACUACAGUGACACUAAAGUUGCAAUUCCUAUUGAAAGUAUUGAUUCUCUUUCUGUCAAAUCAUUCCCUCUUUGUAUGAGGCAACUCCAUGAGCAAUUGCGAUUGGCCCAUCACUUGAAACAUGGUGGCAGAUUGCAAUAUGGACUGUUUUUGAAGGGCAUUGGUGUUACACUGGAAGAUUCUUUAAGAUUUUGGAGGGAGGAAUUCACAAAAAUGAUGGAAUUAGACAAGUUUGAAAAACAGUAUGCAUACAAUAUAAGAUAUAAUUAUGGUAAAGAGGGGAGCAAGAAAAACUAUUCUCCAUUUAAUUGUAUGAAAAUUAUAAAUAACAAUGUCGGGCCAGGAGAAUGCCACGGUUGUCCAUUCAGACACUGUGAUGUGAGCAAUUUAAAAAAUAAGCUCAAAGGUUAUGGCUAUGAGCCUGCAGGAGUAAAUGCUGUUGUUGAUAUGGCUAAGAAGGGUCACUACCAAAUUGCAUGCAGUAAAUACUUUGAUUUGGUACACAAUGUGGAACUAGGACUCGGUAUCAAUCACCCCAAUGAGUACUUUGAAGAAAGCCAGAAACUUCUAAAGGGUGAAACAAGGAUUGAAGUUAAGAAAGAAGUCAAAACACCAUCAAUAAAAAAAGAAAUCCACAAAGUAGAGCAGAUGGAUUUAGAUGACAUACAGGAAUGGGAUGAAAAGGAUUUAUGAAUAAAUGCAAUUUUUUUAUCACAAA
Molecule: messenger RNA, 1626 nt
Organism: Aricia agestis (brown argus)
Lineage: Eukaryota; Metazoa; Arthropoda; Insecta; Lepidoptera; Lycaenidae
Product: DNA primase large subunit-like
Exons: 2
Coding region: 96-1601 (501 amino acids)
Biological process (GO): DNA replication, synthesis of primer
Cellular component (GO): alpha DNA polymerase:primase complex
Source: RefSeq, a predicted model, not a curated record